AUGGAGAAGUUUUUUUUUAUUUGCCUUCUUGAUGUUCUGGUGUGUUUGUGUACUGGUCAGCAACAUGUACGCGCACCUGCUGGACCGUGGAGACACCGGAUUCAGUGGGAGAAUAACGGUCAGGUGUACAGUUUACUGAGCACUGGGACUCAAUACCGAUCACCCACGCACAGCAGAAGACGUCCUGAGCUCUUACUGACAACAAAAAACCAACAAUUUCACCCUCCUGUUGCGCACAGUAGAUCCACAAGAACCAGACCUGGAGACCUCGAGGGCGCACCCGGAGUCAACUCUCAACGAAACGAAUUAAGGCAAAUGAAUGCGUUGGUUCUUGGUGCUGAAGCAGGUCAGUAUUUGCUUCCCUCUGGACGACCCGGGUCACAUAGUCAGGCCCCACCGCGAACCGCAACCACCAGAGAUACUAUAGCUAUGGGUAGCGCUCCCGCCCCCAACACCAUCCAGGAGUUUUCCGGCAGCGGAAUCCCAAGAGGAGGCCGCAGCACACCUGGACAUGGCACUAGAGCACAACAAGCUACUGAGUCACCGGUAAGAUCUCCAGACUUUACGCAUGGCCGAGGCGGUCGGAUAAGACCGGAGAGCUCGGAUUCAAUAGCCCAGUCACCUGCCACAACUGGCUCGGUCAACACGGCCGAGGAUGGAGUGAAUGGACGACAGCAAACUAGUGUAGGAGACGCUCGCAGCGCGCAAAGAGUCACACCAGAGGCAAAUAUUUCUCCCACAGCGCUGUCAGGUAACUCGGUAGAAAUACAUUUUCCUCGUCCAAGGCCGGAUACAACACGGAUUACGGACACGAGUGACCCACGGGAUCCACACAGUAUUCAUCACAGGAACUCAGUUUUCUAUGACAUUUACCCACCGGACCGCAGAAACAGGGUCCCUGCGCGCCCACCACCAGGGGCGGGCUAUGGCACCAGGCUCUUCCACAAUGGUCUCCCAGACUUGGUUCCUGACCCUUACUACAUCCAAGCUGCCUCUUACAUCCAGAGAGUUCAGAUGUACGCACUCCGCUGUGCAGCUGAGGAGAACUGUUUGUCCAGGUCAGCGUACCAUCCAAGAGUGAGUGAUCUCGAAUACAGAGUCCUGCUGCGGUUCCCACAGCGUGUGAAGAACCAAGGAACAGCCGACUUCCUCCCAGUGAAGCCCAGACAUGAGUGGGAAUGGCACAGCUGUCACCAGCACUACCACAGUAUGGAGGCCUUCAGUAACUAUGACCUGCUGGACAUCUCCACUGGAGAGAAAGUGGCUGAGGGACACAAGGCCAGUUUCUGUCUGGAGGACACGUCAUGUGACCCAGGAGUACGACGGCGCUUCGCCUGCACCGCUCACACACAGGGGCUUGGUCCUGGUUGCUAUGAUACAUAUCAUGCCAACAUCGACUGUCAGUGGAUUGACAUCACUGAUGUACAACCAGGAAACUACAUACUUAAGGUGACAGUGAACCCCUCUCAGCUUGUCCAGGAGUCAGAUUUCUCCAAUAAUGAGGUGCGGUGUGAUAUCAGGUACACAGGAAGCUACGUACAAGCGAGAAACUGCAGGAUCACUGUGUAA
Scomber japonicus (chub mackerel) is the source of this 1569-nucleotide messenger RNA. It is a transcript of the gene loxl5a, whose product is annotated as lysyl oxidase-like 5a. The record is from RefSeq and is a predicted model, not a curated record. NCBI's taxonomy places the organism in Eukaryota, Metazoa, Chordata, Actinopteri, Scombriformes, Scombridae. The transcript has 6 exons. The coding region runs from base 1 to 1569 and encodes 522 amino acids. Gene Ontology annotation, biological process: peptidyl-lysine oxidation. Gene Ontology annotation, molecular function: copper ion binding; protein-lysine 6-oxidase activity.